Messenger RNA from Pomacea canaliculata, 2089 nucleotides. Its product is annotated as U3 small nucleolar RNA-interacting protein 2-like. The transcript is spliced from 14 exons. The record is from RefSeq and is a predicted model, not a curated record. The coding region runs from base 98 to 1528 and encodes 476 amino acids. NCBI's taxonomy places the organism in Eukaryota, Metazoa, Mollusca, Gastropoda, Architaenioglossa, Ampullariidae. Gene Ontology annotation, molecular function: protein binding; snoRNA binding. Gene Ontology annotation, cellular component: small-subunit processome.
CUCUCUGCGAGAGCUCUCUAGGCGAAGAAACAUUCUAAUGAUAGGAAGUCCCUCAGAUCCACAUGGGCUUGUGAACGUUUGAUGAGGAAUUGUAACCAUGCCUUUCUUUAUCAGAAAUAAAGGUCGAGGAUCUGACAGAAACGAUACAAAGAAAUUUGGAAAACGACCAAAAGACAAAUCCAAUGAUAAAAUUAGCAACUUCAAGAGAAAGCGAAGCCAUCUGGAUGAAGAGAUUGAGAGCGAGUCUGAAGAAGAAAGGGAGGUGAUUGAGAGACGUGGAAAACCAGAUUUUGAUGAUUCAGAAGAUGAGAAGGAACGGGAAACAGCCACAGAUAAAAAGAUACGUCUCACAAAGCAGUACCUAGCAGCACUAAAAAAUGAAGAGGCAGAGAGAGGGGAUGCUGACGUAGAAUUGCACGAGGUUGUCUCAGAACGGCUUCAGCAUGAUGCUUUGGAGCAAGCUGGCAGACUUCACAAAAUUGUGUCGGAUAAGUUUCUCCCACCUGACCUUUCAAGGAUCAAGGUAAUGCGUGGUCACCAGUUGUCUCUCACCUGUGCUGUUGUGUCCCCAGAUGGCAGAUCAGCUUUCAGCGCAUCCAAAGAUGGCACCAUAAUCAAGUGGUGUUUAGAAACAUACAAAAAAGUUCAUGUUAUUCCUGGAGGGCGGAAAGGAACGGAGAAUAAGCAUGUGGGGCACACGUCUUGUAUUCUUGCUAUGGCCAUUACAUCCGACUCAAAGUUUUUGGCCACUGGUGAUGCAAACAGCCUGAUCCAUAUAUGGGACCCAUCUUCCUGUCAGUUAUUGAAUACUUUCGAAGGUCACAGGAAAGCAAUAUCGGGUUUAGCAUUCCGCAAGAAUUCACACCAACUAUUCAGUGCAGGUCAUGACAGAAUGGUAAAGAUUUGGAACCUGGAUGAAAUGGCCUAUGUUGAGACACUGUUAGGUCAUGAGGAUAAAAUAACAGCAAUUGAUAGUUUAACCCGAGAACGUGCUGUGACCUGUGGAGGCAGAGAUCGAAGCGUCCGUAUCUGGAAGGUACUGGAAGAAUCACAGCUUGUUUUUCAUGGACACAUGAAUUCCAUCGACUGUGUUUCUCUCAUCAAUGAGACAAAUUUUGUUACUGGUGGAGAAGACAACUGCAUUUGCUUAUGGAGUGUUAUGAAAAAGCGUCCCCUCUUCACCUACAAAAAUGCACAUAACUCUUCAGGAGAGGGAAGCGGUCAAACAGUUGAGGAAAAUUGGGUCACUGCUGUUGCCUCCCUUCAGUACACUGAUUUGAUAGCAUCUGCAGGUUCAAAGGAUGGCAAUAUACGCCUGUGGAAAUGUUCAGCAGACUUCCGUUCACUCACACCCCUGUUCUCGAUACCUUUGGUGGGUUUUGUCAACAGCUUGCAAUUUUCCCCCGAAGGAGAUUUCCUUCUGGUAUCUGUGGGUCAAGAACACCGCCUAGGUCGUUGGUGGCGUAUCAAGCAGGCAAAGAAUGCCUUGUACCUCAUACCUCUUCCUAGGAAGGACAAGGAUAGCUGAUUAAGAGAUGUGCUGGACUGUAUGAGUAGCUGUGAUUGUGCUCAGGAAAAUAUAACAUCUUGAGAAAUGAAUGUGGUAUUUGAAGUUUAAAAUAAAUGGACUGCAUAUAUAUAUGGGCAAUUCGUUUUUAAAUGUCCUUAAAUUUCUUUGGUUAGCUAAAGACAAGACAUUUAUUAUGAAAUUACAAUCACUGCUAUGUAAAUAACAAUAUUAGAAAUUUGUGCACAACUCAGUGUUAAGUCACUGACACUAAAUGGUUGUGCUCACUCAUGACUCAUUAUACUUGUCAGGCAAUAUGGGUCUGUCCAAAAUUAUGAGCAGUGCUCUCAGCAGUACAGGCAUAAGUAUGGUAUGCAAGUCUUUUUCUUUACAAUGUUGUAUGUUGUAUUACAACAUAUAAUUAUCUAAAUGGUAAUUUGUGAGAGUGACUUCAAGUAGCCAUAAACAAAAAGUGUAGAGGGAGAUCUGCCAUAUUCACUUUUUGUUACAAGAUUGUUGCACACAUAUGAGCAACUGUAUUGCUAUUUAUGUCAUUAAAUCACAAAAUCAUGGCCAGUAACA